Molecule: messenger RNA, 1398 nt
Organism: Macrosiphum euphorbiae (potato aphid)
Lineage: Eukaryota; Metazoa; Arthropoda; Insecta; Hemiptera; Aphididae
Source: the annotation of a GenBank genome assembly
AUGAAAAUAUUAUCAGCUUAUGAAUACGACAAAAAAAAUGAUCAAGUCAUAGGACCACACAGCCAAAUGCAAGUUAUCAUGGUGAGAGGCAUUUUUAAAAACUGGAAGCAACCAAUAUAUGUGAACUUCGAUCAACAAGUUACGCCAGAAAUCCUGAAUGAAGCUAUAUCCAUUUUGUAUGAAAAUGCAUAUACUGUGGUAGCUUGUGUAUCAGAUUGUGGUGGUAGUAACGUAGGAUUAUGGAAAAAGUUGGAUAUAACUAUAGAUAAAACAUUUUUUCUUCAUCCUAUUACAAAAGAGAAAAUCUAUUUCUUAGCUGAUGCUCCACACCUUCUUAAACUCAUUCGAAACUGGAUGUUAGAUGCCGGAUUUAUUCUGUCUGACGGUUCUAGAAUAAAUUCAGCACCAUUAAAAGAGUUACUAAAAAUUACUCAAACUGAAAUUUCAGUUUGUCACAAAUUAUCACAAAAACAUCUAGACUGUAUACAGUCUGAAAGACAAAAUGUUGGCUUAGCAGCACAGUUACUCUCACAUAGUGUUGCCACAGCUUUAGUCCAUUAUAAACCUGGUCCAGAUAAGGUACUAUCAGAAAAUACUGGUAAAUUUAUUGAAACUAUAAGUAAUUGGUUUGAUAUAAUGAAUUCUUAUACCCCAUCUGAAACGUUGUGCACUAAAAAGCCAUAUGGCUUAAAUUUAGAAGAGCAGAUUAAUUGUUUAGAAAAAGUAUACAAGUUAAUAUAUUCAAUGAGAUGCCAAGGUAAAAAUGUAUUGCAAACAUUUCAAAAAGGAAUUUUAAUCUCAAUUAAAUCUACUCAAGAACUUUUCAAACAUUUGAAUAAAAAAUAUAAUAUAUCUUACAUACUGACUCACAGACUAAAUCAAGAUAGUCUUGAAAGUUUUUUUUCUUUAAUAAGGAGUCGCGGAGGACUAAAUGAUCACCCAACACCUUUAAAUGCUAUGUAUAGGAUCAGAAUAAUUGUGCUUGGUAAGAAUCCAGGAGUAGUGCAGGCCAAACAGAAUAUUGAAAUACAAAAUGACCAAUCUAAUUCAGAAGAAUACUUAGUAGCCAAUGUUAUGGCAACUGCAGAUGUUAAAAUUGAUUUAAAUAAUGAAGAAAAUAAUGGAGAAAUAUCUGAUAGUAGUUUAUCAUCAGAAGAUGAAUCUGCCCAAAAAAACCUACAAACAACAAAUGAAGAAGAUGGCUUUAUAUAUUUAUGCGGCUGGCUUGCUAGAAAAUUUAAAAACAAAUAUCUACAUUUGGGAAACUAUACUAAAGAUAAUAAACCUGAACAUUCAUAUAGUAUGCCUAGUUGGGUUCAUCAUUUAUCAUUUGGAGGUUUAACUGAGCCAACUGAUUAUUGGGUUAUGCAAGCUAAGCAGUUUGAAAACAUUUUUUAA